Messenger RNA from Ostrea edulis (European flat oyster), 2997 nucleotides. RefSeq names its product transient receptor potential cation channel subfamily V member 3-like. Gene Ontology annotation, molecular function: monoatomic ion channel activity; protein binding. The coding region runs from base 1 to 2232 and encodes 743 amino acids. Gene Ontology annotation, biological process: calcium ion import across plasma membrane. The transcript has a single exon. Gene Ontology annotation, cellular component: membrane. The record is from RefSeq and is a predicted model, not a curated record. NCBI's taxonomy places the organism in Eukaryota, Metazoa, Mollusca, Bivalvia, Ostreida, Ostreidae.
AUGGGAAACAGGGUGUGUGUGGAUGAAAGAGGUGAACAAAAAUUGAAAUCCAAAAAGGAACCGACAGGUCCUAUUCAGGACAUAAAAGCACACAUUAAUUCUGGCAAUAAACAAGGGGUCCUAGAUGAACUGAACAAAAUCCUUUCGAAAAAUGUUGAACAUUAUGAUACAGAGGUAAAGGAAGAAUUCAAGGAUCAAUCACUUUUGCACAUAGCAAUCAAAUAUGACCAGACCAACGAUCUCCAUUUUGUAAAGAAAGUUUUGAAUAAACAACCUCAGAUAUUGAAUAGAACUGAGGCCAAACUAGAACAAACAGCCCUACAUGUUGCCAUUGUCCAGGGAAAUUAUAAAGCUGUUGAAAUACUUCUAGAAUUUGCUGCGGAAAAAGACAAGACGAAACAAUUGUUAGAGAAAUGUGCUGAUAGAGACAAAUUCAAGAACACUGUUCUUAUGGCACAGUUGCCUUUGUCGGUAGCUGCUCUCAUGCUGAAAGCAAAUGAUUCAAACUCGAGAGAUAUUGUAGACCUACUUCUAAAACACAGCGCUUGCAUUUCAAAGAAAAACAAACAUGGCGAUACAUUAUUUCAUUCGCUGAUCGAAUACGGUGAUAUUUACCCAGAUAAGAUUUCCGACGUUACUUUUGCUUUUAAGUAUUUGUGGGAGAAAUAUACAGAGAAAGCGUCAAAAGAGAAAGCCUCAGAUAAAGAACGUAAAUCUAAACCUACAGAUAUUUUGUUUUGGGAAAAUGAAGACAAUUUGACACCGCUGCAACUCUCUGCCAAGCUUGGCGUCAGUGAAAUCUUUGACUACAUUAUUAAUAUUUCAGAUGUGUACUGUUUCCAAAAUGCUAGGGAUGGUCUCUUCGACAUCCGAACAUAUGAUGUGACUGAAUUUGACAGAUUGAUACCGUACAUAGAUAAACAAAAAACUUGUUGGAAAAAAUAUCAAGAACUUUCGAUAUUAGAAAUGUUAUUUGAUUCGCGUUGCAACCUGAACGAAGCUUUUCAAAUUCUUAACCAGAAAGUAAUUAGAUUCAUCUUACAGAAAAAGUGGAACACUUAUUGGUUUCCUAUGAUGAUCUGGAUGUUUAUGCACUUUUUCUUCAUUAUUUUCGCAACAAUAGUGACCGUGCAAAAGUCUGACGUUUUGGUAUGUUCUGAUGGAAGCCUGGAUUCGUGUGAUUUAAAUGAAAAUCCCACUGUUAUUGGAGUUGUGUAUCUUUUAGUCGGAUUAAUUUACUUUUUUAUUGCCUUAAUGAUUGUUUACAAAUUACUUGCACGCUGUUGUUACGGAAGCCGUGGAUUAGUUUGGCAUAAUCUUGAUUACAUCAUUUGCUUGACUGUGGUGUCUUUUGGUGCUUUAUUAGAAUCUGUACUUACUUUUCUUCGGACACAUUGGGACUAUCACCUGAUAUGCUUAUUGUUAUGUGGAUGGUAUUUUAUGCUUUAUUUUUCUCCUUUUUCUAAAAAUCUUGUUGCUUUCACAUACAUGAUGAAAGCAGGGCUUCUUGGGGAUUUUGUUCCAUUUUCUUUUAUAUUCACAUUUCUUCUGAUAGCAUUUACUACGGCCAUGCAUGUCCUUUUUAAAGGGGCGGAUGAAGAUCCAGAGGAAUUCCAUACCUUUAGAGAGUCAAUUUUAACCAUGUUUAAGUUGGGGGUUGGUCUCAAUGAUAUUGGUGUUCUAAAUCAAUCGAGAAUCCCGUGGUUGGCCUAUACAAUGUUCGUGCUCUUUGCAAUUUUAUCAUUUAUACACCUGCUGAAUGCUCUUAUCGCCAUAAUGUCUCAGACGUUUUCAGAUGUUCACAAGGAAAAAAACUCAUAUCACAAAUACCAAAAACUGUGCAUGAUAGAGUUAUUUGAAGAUAUCAUGAUUACUCCUUUUCUGGUUAAACUUAUACCAUGUAUCGAUAGGGCAAAACACUGGACAACUCGGCGAGAGUUACCUCAUCCAGAGGACAAUGAUAUAACGAGGUAUCGCUAUUUGACAACUGUUCACUCGUUGGACGAUUCUUUUUAUGGUAAGGAGGACAAAGAAGAGAGAAUGAAAUCUGAUGUACAAAUUAAUGUAAGUCAAGUGAUUGACUUGAUACGAAAAGGAAAUAAUGAGGUAAUCUAUUUGAUGCAAAAUGCAAAAAAUGAAAACAAAAAUAUAAUCAACGAGCGCGAAGACAUUACAUUCGUGGUGGAAAGGAGCGAUCGCGACCAAUCGCAACAAUUCCCUGAAGUUAACUAAAUUCAUUUAAUUUUCUAUGCCCAAGAAGAAUAUGCUAGUGCAUUUAUUGCAAGAUUUUCUUCUUAAAGGAAUGUCUCAGAAAGAUAAAAAAAAUCCAAUUUAAAUAGCUUGACAGCGAAUAAGAUACGGAAUAAGAAUUGUUAUGGAAUCAGAUGAUCUUUAUAUUGAAUGUUUUUAAUUUUCAUAUAAAUGUUGAAUAUGAAUAUGCCCUUUCUGCUGUUAUCACGCAACAAUGUGAAAACAUUAAUUAUCGCGUUCUUAUUUCUGCACAUCUGCGUAUUUUCAGUACUAUGUAUAUUAAACUUUAUUUCACACGUAUAUUUAUAUCAAAUGUAGACUUGACAUUUUUAAUGUGUGUUUGUAAUAUCCCAUUUUCUAGAACUCUUCCUGAUUGUUAGUAAACAAAGGUGGAACGUCGGAUUGGCAUUUUGACCUCAACGUUAUUGUUAAGUGUGGCAUUGGUAUGUGAAGGACUUUUCAAAUUAUCUACAACACAUUUCAAUGAUCUUGGUAAAAUUGAUGUUCAAAUGUAAAUAUUUCUGUGACAAUAUCAAAAACGUACAUGUUUUCCCCAUGUAUUUGUUACUGGAAAUAAACAAAAUUGUGGUUUUCGAGAAAAGUGUUUAUAUCAGCAAUAAUGUUCGUGAAGUCAUCAAUACGCUUUUGCAAUAUAUGAAAUUUGAAACUCUUCAAACAUGUAUUUAGAUGUUGUAUUUUCUUAAAACAUGGAUUUGAUAUGAAGUCUCAAAAUAAAUUUAAAUGAAU